AUGGCUUUUCGCUUGAGGGACUUUACAAGGAUGAACCCUCCAAUGUUCUUUGGGUCUAAAGUGAAUGAAGACUCCCAAGACUUUUCUGAUGAGGUCUACAAGAUCUUAUAUGUUACGGGAGUGAGUUCUAAUGAGAAAACCGAGCUAGACGCAAAUCAACUCAAAGAUGUUGCUCAAACAUCGGUUCCAGGGGGAAGACGUGGAAAUUCACUAAGUGAGAAACCUACUUGUACCAAAUCUGGUAAAAAGCAUAUAGGUGAAUGCUUAGUGAGAACGGGUAAUUGCUUCGCCUGUGGAAAGAAUGGCAAUAAAGUGAGAGAUUGUCCCGUGUUUAAGGAUACGGGGAGGGAGAGUAAUAAAGAAAAAGCAAGAGGUUCUAGUACCGAUGCUUCUAAGAAGAAUCACUUCUAUGCUCUCCGCUCUAGGGGUGAACGAGAGGAUUCUCACGAUGUCGUCACAAUAUGUUCCAAAUGUUCUCCAUUAAUGUCUAUGCUUUACUAG
Messenger RNA from Solanum pennellii, 501 nucleotides. RefSeq lists its product as uncharacterized. NCBI's taxonomy places the organism in Eukaryota, Viridiplantae, Streptophyta, Magnoliopsida, Solanales, Solanaceae. The record is from RefSeq and is a predicted model, not a curated record. The transcript is spliced from 2 exons. Bases 1 to 501 code for a protein of 166 amino acids. Gene Ontology annotation, molecular function: zinc ion binding; nucleic acid binding.